AUGACAACCAGCCCCAACCAAAUCCACAACCCCGGCACCGCCGAUGGCUGGCAUGGCGUCAUCCCGAGUGAUGAGUUCCCUGCCGCAAAGGGUCGCUACCACCUCUAUAUUGGACUAUUUUGUCCCUUCGCACACCGUGCAAACUUUGUCCGUCACCUCAAAGGCUUGAACGACUUCAUCGACAUCAGUGUCGUCAAGCCAUAUCCGAAAGGCGACUCGAAAGGCUGGCCAGGAUGGCGCUUCCCGGCCUCCGAUGACGAGUAUCCUGGUGCGACAGUGGAUCACAUUUUCGGAGAGGACUAUAUGCACAAAGUAUAUUUCCGGGCCGAUCCGGGUUACAAAGGCCGAUAUUCGGUGCCAUUACUCUGGGACAAGAAAACCGAAACCAUAGUCUGUAAUGAAAGUGACGAGCUUCUCCGAUGGCUUCCCACUGCUUUCAAUGAGUUGCUCCCUCAGUCGCUUGCUGCAAUCGACCUUUAUCCACCCCAUUUACGCGCAAAGAUCGAUACAAUCACACCUUGGAUGCAGUCUGAGGUUAAUAGGGGUGUCUAUAAGGCAGGAUUUGCGCCCUCGCAGGAGGAAUAUGAUAAGAGUGUGGUUCCCCUCUUUGGUGCGUUGAACAAGCUCGAACGCAUCAUUGCACAAAACGAGGGCCCUUUCGUGCUUGGGAAAGAUCUUACUGAGCUGGAUAUCCGGUUGUAUGCAACACUAAUCCGCUUUGAUACGGUAUAUGUGCAGCAUUUCAAGUGCAAUUUGGGUACUAUUCGACAUGAUUACCCGAUUUUGAACAAUUGGUUGAAGGGCAUGUACUGGAACAUCGAGGCAGCGAGAGACUCGACCAAUUUCAAACAUAUAAAAGAAAACUACACAAAGAGCCAUGAUGAUAUCAAUCCCAAGGCGAUUACUCCCAUGGGUCCUUUUCCAGAUAUUGAGGAAGGGGUUGAGAGGGACUGGGGCAACCUGACAAUCGGCUGUGUGAAGCACCCAGCAGUACUAGCAUAUGAAGCGACGAUACCUGAUUUAGAGUGA
Molecule: messenger RNA, 1029 nt
Organism: Penicillium paradoxum
Lineage: Eukaryota; Fungi; Ascomycota; Eurotiomycetes; Eurotiales; Aspergillaceae
Product: putative cell wall organization protein/glutathione transferase (Gto3)
Exons: 3
Coding region: 1-1029 (342 amino acids)
Cellular component (GO): cytoplasm
Molecular function (GO): glutathione transferase activity
Source: RefSeq, a predicted model, not a curated record